This is a messenger RNA of Suhomyces tanzawaensis NRRL Y-17324, 1299 nucleotides long. RefSeq names its product exopolyphosphatase. Lineage: Eukaryota; Fungi; Ascomycota; Pichiomycetes; Serinales; Debaryomycetaceae. Bases 22 to 1221 code for a protein of 399 amino acids. The record is from RefSeq and is a predicted model, not a curated record. Gene Ontology annotation, molecular function: exopolyphosphatase activity. The transcript has a single exon. Gene Ontology annotation, cellular component: cytoplasm.
ACACGGCUGAACAUCCCCACCAUGUCUAUCCGGUCAUACCUUGCAUCACUCAAGCAAAAACUCGAGGCUGGCGCCCUCAAGCCCGUUUCCUUCGUCACAGGAAACCAAUCGGCCGAUUUGGACUCUGUGAUCAGUGCAAUCUCGUACUCGUAUCUUGCCAACAUCAAGAACCCAUCCACGUUUAUCAUCCCCUUGAUCAACAUCCCUAGAAACGAGCUCCGUUUGAGAAGAGACAUCGUGGGACUUCUCGGAUCUCACUCAAUUUCUGAUGACUUGUUGUACUUCACCGAAGACUUUGCCUCCAUCACCAAGGGGCAGUCCACUGAUAUCAUCUUGGUGGAUCACUGCAACAUCCAGGGUGCUCUCCUCAGCGAACGCUUACAACAAGGCUUGCUCAAGGUGACUGCCAUCAUCGACCACCAUGCCGACGAAGGCGUUUUCGUGGACGCCUCUCCUCGAAUCGUGCAUUCCAAUGGUUCGUGCUCCUCGUUGGUGUUCAAUUAUUGGUUCAACGAGCUUGCAAACGACACAGCUAUCUUCAGAAAGGACCCAGAGGUCGUGGAGCUCUUGCUCGGGCCCUUGUUGAUCGACACCUCUAACAUGACCCAGAAGGUCGAAGAGGGUGACAUCCAGGCCAUCAAGACCUACAAGGAAAUCUUGCAGGACAAUGGAGCCGUGACUCUCGCCAAAGUUUCAGAGGACGAGGAUAUGCUUACAGGAUUCUACAAGCAAUUGAAGACCAACAAGAAGGACUUGAGUGGCUUCUCGUUCCAAGACGUUUUGCUCAAGGACUACAAACAGUUCAAGUUCUCCACCGGCGAGCGUGUGGGUUUCAGUUCUAUUGGGAAGUCCUUGAAGUGGGUAUUGACUCAGUUUUCCUCUGAAGAGCUCAAACAGACUUUGGCACAGAGCUUAAAGACUCAAGGCCUCGAUUUAUUGGUGAUUACUUCCUCCUACACCCAGAAAGAGAAUGACCAGUACACUAGAGAAUUCUGUUACUACUUCGAAGAUUUGGAUAACAACAAGUUUGCCAGCUUGGACGAACAUGCCAAAGGACCUUUGGAAUUGAACGGUGAUAUAUACAAGUUAAACAAGAUUGAGGAUGUGCUUGCUGGCCUCUCCCAUAGCAACGGGACCUUCAAGUUGUACAACCAAGCCAAAUUGUCGGCGUCGAGAAAACAGGUUGUUCCAAUUGUCAAGGAGAUCAUCGAAAGGUCAUAAGCAAGAAUGGGUGUGUUUAUCGUGUAAACUAGAGUAAUAUAGAAAAGUAAUGAUUAACGUAGCUUUUGACCCGCUAGC